AUGUUUAACGAUAGUUUUAAAAGUGAAAAAUAUUAUUGGAACGAUACCGGAAUACUGGAACAAAUAAAAAUAAACGUUAAAGAUUUGGAAAAUUGUACUGGAGAAGAAAACGUGACUUUUGAAAAAGAAUACAACGAUUACAUAUUUGAUAGUUUGGGCAUAAGAAUAUUAUUUAUCGUUUUAUAUUCUAUUGUUUUUUGCGGAUGCGUUUUCGGAAUAUAA
Molecule: messenger RNA, 222 nt
Organism: Pediculus humanus corporis (human body louse)
Lineage: Eukaryota; Metazoa; Arthropoda; Insecta; Psocodea; Pediculidae
Exons: 2
Coding region: 1-222 (73 amino acids)
Source: RefSeq, a predicted model, not a curated record